CCAAGCAUUUUUUUUGGACCACAAAUUUGCACUCCUUUAUGCUACAGAGAGAGAGGUGCUGUGAACUGCAUCUCUCUCUCUCUCUCUCUCUCCUGCUGGAAAUGGCAACUCUGCACUCUCUUGCAUUGUCCUCUCCACUCUCCAACUCACUUCAGAAGCCACGCUCAUGUGCAGUCCCAUCUUCAAUUGUUCAUCAAAGUACAAACUCUUCAUUCAAUGGUCAAACAUUACACCUGCCGUGUUUAAGGUUACCUGUGCUAAGACAAAAUACUCCCAUGCACAUGCCUGUUAUCAUGAUGGUCAAACCAAAAAUACAGUUCAUCCAGGGAACUGAUGAACAAACAAUACCCGAUGUGAGGCUGACCAAAUCAAGGGAUGGAACAAAUGGCAUGGCUAUCUUCACAUUUGAUCAACCCUCAGUUUUCGAUUCUUCGGGUGAAAUAGGCGAUAUCACUGGAUUUUAUAUGAUUGAUGAGGAAGGGGUCCUUCAGUCAGUUGAUGUAAGUGCUAAAUUUGUCAAUGGGAAGCCCUCAAUAAUUGAAGCCAAGUAUGUAAUGCGGAGUCCACGGGACUGGGAUAGAUUCAUGAGAUUCAUGGAGCGAUACUCAAAUGCAAAUGGUUUGCAAUUCAUCAAAAAAUGAGUUAAUGUGCUAACUCUGCCCUUCUAUUCUUUUGCCCUUUUUCAGGAAGUUUGUGUUCUACGAUAUAGUCACAUAUAAAACCUGAGUGAAAUGCUAUAUUGGCGUACAUGUAACUUCAAUUCACAUACUCAUGCAUUUUCUGACACCCCAAGAUUUUAUGAAAUUUUGCUUGUCCUGCUGCUGUUUCGCUAUCAUGUAACUGUUUUCUUAUAGACAAGUUGGAAAGCUCAUCACGAAAUGACUUCCUUCUAUUAUGUUUUGAAUAAGCAAAAAACUGUCAGGAAAUAUAGUACACCCAACACGCUGCAUAUUAAUAUUUUAGUAUGUUUUGUUUCC
Glycine soja is the source of this 977-nucleotide messenger RNA. Its product is annotated as photosystem II reaction center PSB28 protein, chloroplastic-like. The transcript has 2 exons. Gene Ontology annotation, biological process: photosynthesis. The coding region runs from base 39 to 641 and encodes 200 amino acids. Gene Ontology annotation, cellular component: photosystem II; photosystem II oxygen evolving complex; chloroplast thylakoid membrane. The record is from RefSeq and is a predicted model, not a curated record. NCBI's taxonomy places the organism in Eukaryota, Viridiplantae, Streptophyta, Magnoliopsida, Fabales, Fabaceae.